CAGCCUCUCAUCCUCAGUUUUCAAACAGCACCCAGGACGAUAAUAACCCGUCUGUUUGCGUUUCUGCUUCCCUUAUUGGGAAGAUUCGUUUCGAUUUAUUAUUUAUUUUUUGUAUUUUUAAACCAAAUUCCAACACGGCACUUGCUAAUCUGCAAUGGCAAAAGGAGAAGGAGCUGAACAAUACUCCAACGCUAGCUUGUUUAAUAAAACCGACAGCUCGGAUAGUUUCGACGUGCCCCCAAAGGUAAGGUCGUUAUAUAUGUUUAUCUGCAUUUUUGGCCUCGGAGGUCUUUAAUCCGCUGAACCGAGUCACCUCUGAAAGCUGGAACAUGGGAGUGUUCCCAGCUGCAUGUGUGAAUGAAUGGAGCCACACCGGUGGGCUGACACGGGGAGAGACACGAGCGUUAGCUGGUUUAUGGGCGCGAGACGAGCCUUUUCAUCCUGCAGGAAACAAUAACCGAUAAUAAUAGACUCGCACAGGUAUUAUUUUAAUUCAGUACAUCGAUUUCCCACGAGUCGUUUCUCCCCAGCAUGAAGCACGAAGCGACCAAAAACAUGUAAAUGACAUUCUCUCGAAGCUAGAAGCAACCGAAUCCGAGUCUUGGUUCGCGUUUGUAUUAUUUUUAUAUUUUUUUAUUUUGCAGGUUUUAUGUCACGAGGAGUCUAAUAAGCUCGCCUCAUGCGUAAUUAUUACACAUAUUUAAAUAUUUAAUUGAUUUUAUAAUAUCAGAAUCACGUUGAUUAGGGAAGCUCAGAACAAUUUUCUUAAAAUCAAAACAAUAUUUCGGUUUCGUUUAUAAAUAAAAGUAUGAAUUAGUAAAAUCGUUGCAGGCAUCAUUUAUUACACCUAAAAAUGAUUUCUUACGCCUGCUGCUGCGUUUGGGGGCUUCAGAGCGAGUAAAACACAAUCAUUAGCCUCACAGGAGCCAAAUGUACACAUUUAGCUUCAGGGAUUACGUUCAGCUCCAAAGCAAAAGGAGACGGAAUGCAGGUUUUCCCAUGUGAUCUUUAUUUUCCAAAUUUAUUAGACUUCCAAAUGAAUUUCCACAUUUCCGACAGCAGCGAACGCAACAGGAAGCAGCCACCGUAGGUGACGUGUCCGACAUGGAUGGAGGAUCAUCCUGUACUCAUCUAAAAUAAAACUUCUCUGAUCCAAAUGAGUCAGAAGAAGUGGAACCUGAAGCUAAGCAGAAUAAAGCCGAGCUAGACUAUCUGAACCCAUCCUCCUCAUCUGUUUAUGUACAGAUGGCUCUGAUAAACGGACCCAGACCUGAUAGGAAUGUGUUUCUUUUGUGGAUCAAUUUUAGUCAUCAGUGUUUCAACUAUGAUAACAAACUUCUGUCAGCGUGACAGGAAGUGCACAGUUUUCACCUGACAGUGCUGGGCGUGUGCACACCUGUAGAACAGGCGUAAAACAUUCAGCAAAGGUAAAAAAAAAAGAGCGGCACGUGCUUCAGAGAGUUAAGCCACGUUUGCUACAAUAGUACUUAUUGUAACCUUCCUUCUGUUGCCAUGGUGACUUCCUCUUAUUCCAACAGUAUGUCACCUAAACACACCUGAGUUGUUUGUAUCAACACACUGGUUUAUUCAGUUACACUCAGGUGUGCUGUCGUGACAGGUGAGGCUCUGUGCUUAAAGCUGGUUUGUAUAAACUGUUAACAUCUUUUUAGAGGCAGCAAGGAUGACCGCGUUCUGAUUGGUCAGACGGAGGGUGUCUCUUUUACCUUCUCUCUGGUCAAAGCACAGCUCAAAGGCCAUGUUGGGUCGGUCCAGGCUGCUGCCAAGGUGCUGUCGCCCUGUAGGUGAUGACGUGGUGUUGUCAUGCCCCUGGCACCAUCAUCACAGGCUGUGUGUUGCCGCCAGAUCAGCUGUUCAGUCUGACUGCUGAGCAUGAACACAGAAACAGGUUGUCAGUCUGCAACAAGAUCUGCUACGCGAUUGGCGGUGCUCCCUACCAGAUCACAGGAUGCGCCUUGGGCUUCUUCCUACAGCUCUACCUGCUUGAUGUAGCUCAGCUGGAUCCUUUCUAUGCCUCUAUCAUCUUGUUUGUUGGUCGAGCUUGGGACGCUGUCACGGACCCUACCGUGGGCUUCCUGGUCUCCCGAAGCCCAUGGACGAGGAUUGGACGCAUGCUACCAUGGAUCCUGAUCUCUACCCCUCUGGCGGUGCUCUCUUAUUUCCUCAUCUGGUACGUUCCUCCCUUUGAAACUGGGAAAGUCAUCUGGUACAUUUUCUUCUACUGCCUCUUCCAGUCGCUUCAGACGUGUUUCCAUGUGCCGUACUCGGCCCUCACCAUGUUCCUGAGCUCGGAGCAGGCGGAGAGAGACUCGGCCACUGCUUACAGGAUGACGGUGGAGGUUCUGGGCACUGUGCUCGGUACGGCCAUCCAGGGGCAGAUAGUGGGCAUGGCUAAUGCCCCCUGCCUCCCGGGACCUGGUGAAAUUGUGGCUGACCCAACCAACAUUUCACACUUUGGGUUCCACAACGACUCUGCUCAUGUCAUCUCCCUGGAGCACACGAAAGCAGCAUACAUGAUUGCAUCUGGAGUCAUCUGUCUGAUCUACAUCCUGUGUGCUGGGGUUUUGUUCUGUGGAGUGAAAGAACAGAAAGAGCAUUCCCAGGUCAGGUCCCAGCCCAUGCCCUUCUUUCAAGGAAUCAGGCUCGUGAUGGGACACGGACCAUACGCCAAACUGGUCGUAGUCUUCCUCUUUACCUCACUGGGUUUCAUGCUCCUGGAAGGAAACUUUGCUCUGUUCUGCAGCUCCACACUGGGAUUCAGAAAUGACUUCCAGAAUAUUCUACUGGUCAUCAUGCUCUCUGCUACUCUGGCCAUCCCCUUCUGGCAGUGGUUCCUGACUCGCUUUGGGAAGAAGACCGCGGUUUACGUCGGCUCCUGUUCGGUCGUCCCGUUCUUGAUCAUGGUGGUGUGCAUCAAGAGUAACCUCUACGUUACCUACGUGGUCUCUUUUGUGGCUGGGAUCGGAGUGGCGUCGGCUUUCCUGCUACCCUGGUCCAUGCUCCCUGAUGUCCUUGAUGAUUUCAAAGUGCAAAACCCUGAAUCCACAGGACACGAAGCUCUCUUCUAUUCCUUCUACGUCUUCUUCACAAAGUUUGCUUCUGGGGUCUCUCUGGGCGUCUCCACUCUGAGUUUAGACUUUGCAGGAUACAUCAGCAGAGGUUGCUCCCAGCCCAAAGAAGUGGACCUAACGCUGAAGCUGCUGGUCUCAGCCGCCCCUAUAGCCUUCAUGCUCAUCGGCUUGGCCAUCUUGUACUCGUAUCCCAUCGAUGAGAAGAGGCGACAGUACAAUAACAAGAUGCUACAAGAGAUGAGGGACAGCGAGGCCGAUUCAGAGUCGGAGACGACAGAAAUAUCUAACAUGAUCUAAGCACAUUUCUGGACCAGUCGGUUCACGGAUUGGCACUUUGCACUGGACGGGACCAACGGAGCCGAGCCAGUGGGGUCAUACGUACGCUGCCUCGUCCAGCCACGCUGCUGCUGACACGAUCCACACUGAAGCGUUUACUGUGUGAGGCGCGCUGAGGCCUUCCUGAAGACAUCUCACCCACUGUGUUUGAUGCUUCCUGGCAUGUCUCUUAGGCUACGUUCACACUGGAGAGAGUGUGAUGUCACGUUUCAGUCAGAGGGUGAACAGCCACACACAAAAAAUCAGAUUUACCCAAAAAAAAUCGAAAUUGAGCAUCAAGGCCUGCAGUGUGAACGCAGCCUUAGACAUCACACCAGGCCUUACCUUUUGUACUACCUACUACUGUUUAAUCCUGCCUAAAAGGGGGCGGUGCCAGAUGAAACAGCACAAACUGAUGAGCAGAUUUCUCUGGAGCUGUGCGGGUUCCCACCUGGUGAACAUUCAUGACACUGCGUUAGAGAGAAGUGCAGCUGUGACGUGUAAAUGUGAGAAACGAUGAUACUGCCUUCAUUUCUACCAUUUUGGGUUUAAAAUUCAAACUGGCACAAGUGUGGGUGACUGUUUUGUGAACAGGUUUCUUGUAAUUUUACAUGUUGUUGUUGUUGUUGUUAUUGUUUACAGAAUCUAGUUGGCCAUGCUGUAGCUUUCUCCCCUCACACUGGUGCUUGUUAAUUUAUUUCUGUGACAUUAGAGGCCAAACGUGAACAGCUUUACUCUGAAGGGCUCCAGAUUCCCGUCACACAGGUUUAACUACCACAGCAAAGAUAUUGUUUUAUUUAUUAUCAGCUACUGGAGACGGCAUUAAUCUCUUUAAUCUGGAGCAAAAUGCUUUACUGCAGCUGGUACAAGUUAGAAAAUAUAUUAUUUAAAUAUUUAUUAGUUUGUACAAAUGUUUGCCAAAAAGUCAUCCUUCAGUAUUUAAAUUAAUUUAAGGCUUUUAAAGAUGUUGUUACUGAGCUCUGGUGAUUCAAAGAGACAGUUAAACUUUAAGCAUCUUUUAAUGUGUGAGGCCAUCACUGCCAUCCCUACGUCUGUAUGCAUGAAAAAAAGGGAACCACAUAAUUGAGUUAGAGCUUUUAUUUUGUUAAAAAAACCUGAUCGCCUCGGUCCUUUCUGAGGUUUUUCAUAUCUCUGAUAUGGAAGUGUGUACAUGCAGUGUCAUAUGUUAUACAUACUGUUACAUCUUUGAUAUGACAACUGAGUUGCCCAAUGUGAAAUGUUCACUGGAAUUGUUGUAACUGUUAUUUUCCUUCUCAUAACCCUGCUAGAGGAUACUGUACGUGCCAACAUAGUUGUUUUCUCUUACUAACCCUGUAAAUAUUGUACAUCUUGUAAAAAAAGAAAAACAAGUCCAGUUUUACUUUGUCAGCAUGGUUUAUGGAAUGUUAGUCUAUCCAUCAUGACUGAGGCUGUAGCCAAAUGUGUGACUUUUAAUCCCACUGGGACGCACAAAAGCCUUGUGUACAAGCCUCCUGUGCAUAUGUAAAUAUUGUAUAAAAUCCUGUAAAUAGUCUGUAACUGUUGACAUAUAAUCUUUAUUUGUGGCUGCAGAUGGGUGAAUCUGUACACUGUAAUGUACUUAUUUAAGUAAGAAGUGCUGCAAUGGAAGAUGGUUAAUAAAUGCUAAUGAAGUGUUGUGUGA
This is a messenger RNA of Nothobranchius furzeri (turquoise killifish), 5067 nucleotides long. RefSeq names its product MFSD2 lysolipid transporter A, lysophospholipid b (gene mfsd2ab). NCBI's taxonomy places the organism in Eukaryota, Metazoa, Chordata, Actinopteri, Cyprinodontiformes, Nothobranchiidae. Gene Ontology annotation, molecular function: lysophospholipid:sodium symporter activity. Gene Ontology annotation, cellular component: plasma membrane. Gene Ontology annotation, biological process: carbohydrate transport. The record is from RefSeq and is a predicted model, not a curated record.